Molecule: messenger RNA, 367 nt
Organism: Penaeus vannamei (Pacific white shrimp)
Lineage: Eukaryota; Metazoa; Arthropoda; Malacostraca; Decapoda; Penaeidae
Source: RefSeq, a predicted model, not a curated record
AUGGAAUACGAACUUAAUCAUUUUUCUCUCUUUCCCCAGUGCUGGCGUUUAUUCCUUUUCCUGAGUCUCGUCUCCAUCUCCUUUGCUUUUCUUCGCCCAAAAGGAGAUAUCGCCGAGAUUGUGUGUCAUCAGCCCAAGGUUGUUGGGCCUUGCAAAGCCAGCUUCCCCAUGUUUUACUAUAACUUCGAUAAGAACGAAUGUCUACCGUUUAUUUAUGGCGGUUGUGGAGGGAACCAAAACAACUUCGAAACAGAAGAAGCAUGUUGGUGGCUCUGUGGUCGCUGAAAAUCCGGGACCGCAGCACACAUGGCGAGGAUCCGCUGACAGUGAUGCGCAGAUAUCAAAACACUUCAAAAGUUCAAUUUCU